Neogale vison (American mink) is the source of this 1594-nucleotide messenger RNA. It is a transcript of the gene PRDX6, whose product is annotated as peroxiredoxin 6. Gene Ontology annotation, molecular function: peroxiredoxin activity. Gene Ontology annotation, cellular component: mitochondrion; cytosol. Lineage: Eukaryota; Metazoa; Chordata; Mammalia; Carnivora; Mustelidae. The coding region runs from base 97 to 771 and encodes 224 amino acids. The transcript has 5 exons. The record is from RefSeq and is a predicted model, not a curated record. Gene Ontology annotation, biological process: cell redox homeostasis; cellular oxidant detoxification.
CGCUCACUCUGCGGCCGACAGCUACACCCCUAGAGCCGGCAAGCGGGUGGCUGUCGCUGCUGCUCGUCCUCGUCUUCCCGCGUCACCGCUGCCGCCAUGCCCGGAGGUCUCCUUCUCGGGGACGAGGCUCCCAACUUCGAGGCCAAUACUACCAUCGGCCGCAUCCGUUUCCACGACUAUCUGGGAGACUCAUGGGGCAUUCUCUUCUCCCACCCCCGGGAUUUUACCCCUGUGUGUACCACGGAGCUUGGCAGAGCUGCAAAGCUGGCACCAGAAUUUGCCAAGAAGAACGUUAAGAUGAUUGCCCUUUCAGUAGACAGUGUUGAAGACCAUCUUGCCUGGAGCAAGGAUAUCAAUGCUUACAAUGGUCAGGAGCCCACAGAAACAUUACCUUUCCCCAUCAUUGAUGAUAAGAAUCGGGACCUUGCCAUCCUGUUAGGCAUGCUGGACCCGGCGGAGAAGGACGAAAAGGGCAUGCCUGUGACAGCACGUGUGGUAUUUAUUUUCGGUCCUGACAAGAAGCUGAAGCUGUCCAUCCUCUAUCCAGCGACAACCGGCAGGAACUUUGAUGAGAUUCUCAGAGUAAUUACCUCUCUCCAGCUAACGGCGGAAAAGAGGGUUGCCACCCCGGUUGAUUGGAAGGACGGAGACAGUGUAAUGGUUCUUCCAACCAUCCCUGAAGAUGAAGCCAAAAAAAUCUUCCCUAAAGGAGUCUUCACCAAAGAGCUCCCCUCGGGCAAGAAGUACCUCCGCUACACGCCCCAGCCGUAGUCUCCAGCCGUUGGCUGAGCUCCGUGAGGCAGACGAUGCCGGCUGCCCAUCGUGUUCUCCUGCAACUCUUCAUAAAAACAUCCUGGUGUGAUCACAGCCAAGGUCUUUAGGUUGCUCUACUACUGGCUUAUUAAAUGAAAAUGGCACUAAAAAUUUCUCGGGAUCCUUUACUCUGUGCCUUCACCAGCAUUCAACUCUGUGCGUGUACCUUAGCUCGCUCCUCCACUGACUCUCUUUGAAACACGGUCUAUAGGAGAGGCUCGGAUCUUGGAUCUCUACGGGAUUUGGGAUCAGUGAGGUAGUGUUGAAAAAGCCUGCUUUGCUCCAUCAUAGAAUGACUUUGUUUUUCAGCUGUUCUGAUCAAACCCAGAACUUGAGGUUCAGAGUCCUCUGUGAUAAGCGUGUGUACGAACCCAAAACUGAGCGUACCCAGAUGUAUCUUCCCUGUUCAGUGUUUGGAUCACAGCAGGGGCAGAGAACCUUUCAGUUCUCUACUUUUUCAGGAGAUAAGUGGGAUAAACAGGGGAAUGAUCUUUUAAGUAUUUUGCUAUAAAGAAAAUGUUCCGGUAAAUUUCUAUCAAAAGAGAAAGGCGGCUUGCCUGCGGGGGAGGUGUACCUGGUGCCCUGUGCCUAUCAUACAAAGUAUUUCCGUCUGUCAGUCUGCUCUUCGCUGAUGGAUGCCAGCAAGGGCACACCUCGGGAAGAGAGGAGAAGAUGAUGGCAAAUGUUUUUUUCUAGAAUACUUCUUGCAGUGAGGCGGGUGGGGCUGUUUUCUGACUCUUGAUUUGGGGAAUCAGCAAAUAAAUUCUUUAUUAAAACUGGA